AAUCAAAAUAACAAUGAAGAAGCAAUUAAUAUAGGGAGUAAAAAUUAAACAAAACCAACUAAAAUUGAGAUUUGGAAAAGGAAAAUUAGAAAAACAUCAAAACCAAACACAAGUGCCCUGGAACGAUUCUAAUGAUACAUAUGUAAAAACAAUGUUGUCAAACAAAACUUCACAAUGUCAUGUGUCUCAAAAAAGAUUAAUCAAAACAAACCAUGAAGAAAUUGAAAAAACGAUGAAGAAAUAGAAAAAUGACUCGCAUGGGAUAGAUAUUUAGAUAUUUCAGCCACAUCUUCUUCUUGAGUUCCUUCACCGUUUUCAUCUCUUACGAGGAUCACAGCGCGAUUUGACUGGUAGAAGAUGGAGAAUUGGACGCAGACUUGAAUCUCUUGCUGGGAGGAGGCUGCACAACCGCCGCAGGAAGUGUCUCGACUCGAGGAUAUGCCGCUCUACCCGGAAUUGCGGCUAGAUCUGCGAAAUCGAAAGGCGAGUCGUCGAAGAUCUGAGAUGAGCAACCAGGUUGGGAAGACCGUUGACAACGGUGGAGAAUUCGGAUUGGGCAUAGUGAACGGAGUGAGCUCAGAAAUCAUGGAAUCGGCCCACGACGGGUCCUGCUUAACACUACACAUCGCCUCUUCAAGCUGCUCGAACAAAUUUCAUCCCGACAUCCUUCACUUGCAGCGGCGAAAUCUAAUUCACCGGAGAAUUGAUAAUUCAAACAGAGGAGCGGUGCAAGAUAUAUCCGUCUUGGCCGUCAUCUUCAUUGGAGCAGCCCUGAAACCUGGUUGCCGUCCUGCCCCGUCCAUCAUCUGGUUCUCAUCAACUUGAGUUUCGCCUUUGUAGUUCGACUAAGGAAACAGAAGGCCUGAGACUUGAAUAGGGGCAAUUUGGGAAAGAAUGGAAAAUUAACUCCUAUUUAGGAGUAAAAAAAGUGUCGGUCCUAUUUAAUUACAUAGGGAAAGUUAUGCUCCUAUUUAGCACCAUUUCCCCUUGUCGUACGAGAAACUGCUCGGGCGGGGGAGUGUAUCUCUUCCACGGUGAAAAUUUGAAUUUUCAAUUUUAAUAGAUUUGGGAUUGGUCCGUUCA
Cuscuta epithymum is the source of this 1083-nucleotide messenger RNA. The record is from the annotation of a GenBank genome assembly. NCBI's taxonomy places the organism in Eukaryota, Viridiplantae, Streptophyta, Magnoliopsida, Solanales, Convolvulaceae.